Molecule: messenger RNA, 1634 nt
Organism: Triplophysa rosa
Lineage: Eukaryota; Metazoa; Chordata; Actinopteri; Cypriniformes; Nemacheilidae
Exons: 3
Coding region: 222-1331 (369 amino acids)
Source: RefSeq, a predicted model, not a curated record
CAGUUGCAAUGUGAGGAACGCAGCCAUUACACUUGGUCCUAAAUCUUUACAAACCGUCGCCGGACUACAUUGACUCGUUUUUUUGUGCAAAUUUCGUCUCAGUAUAACGAGUUUAGCAAACAUUUUGAGCGGGAUAUUUACUGAUUUCUACUCAGGAAAGUUCUAAAACUUUAAAACCCAGGUUAUCUCACAAGGUUUAGCGUGUUUGCUAGUGCCAGUGGAUGCUCACGUUUUGUGAAUAUUUUUUAUCCCAUACACGGUUUAAUUUACAUCAAAAUAGUCGUGUAAUAAUGGGCACACCUCUUAGAAAUGAAUCCUCUGCAGGUAGUUGCGAUGACCUCACAACUGCAACCGACUCGACUGCAAUCUUGUCUUCUGCACGAGCUUUACAGCAAGGAGAGCAACUGAAGGCCCCGACUCCUGGUUUGCUCUGUGGUCAAGGAACUGAGGCAGUUUCGACAUCGUCUGAGUUUACCCAUGGUGCCAUUGUGCACCUCAUUGAAGCAAUGCAAAAGUGCUGGGAUGUUUACAGCUCACGUGAGCGUGCACUUCUCUUCCAGAGUGUUCAGAAAGAACUGGAGAGCAACGGUUAUUCAUUACCUUUAGAAAAGAUUCGUCGCAAAUGGAAUAACCUCAUUGUUACGUACAAGAGGGUUAAAGAUCGCAGUUUAUUGUGUGGGGGCCCAACAAAGACCUCAUGGGAGUACUUUGAAAUGAUGGAUAAUAUUUUAGGAAAGACCAAAUUUGUUCAGACAGCCCCUGCUUCGGCCACUCUUCUUGGAUUUGCAACCACAGCUAAAGCUGCUGGAAAGUCAGAUGUAUGUCAGUCUAACAGCGUGCCAGUGGCUGCAAUGACAACUCCAUGUCUGCUUCCCAGUGGCAUUAUCACAACAUCUUCCCAGAUCCCGACAGUGGUGACUUCCCCAAUGCUGUGCAAAGUUACCCCGAAAACAAACACCAGUACCUCUUGCAGCACAGACAAACCUUUGCCCUCCAUCUCAACCAGGCCAGCUCCACUGAUGAGCCGUCAUCCACUGAAGCGGAAAUUAAGGCAUCUUCGGCUCAACUCAAUGGCUACGCGUGCAGCCCACCAGAAUGGCCAAGCUGAGGAACGCACUUUACUGCUUCGUAAUUUUCUCACCAGUCAAGAAGAGCGUACUCGCGUAGAGAAGCAACGUCAACGCAAGAUAGAUGCACGAGAAAGGCGUAAAGAAAAGAUUGCACGCAUGAUGACUGAUGAAAUGGGAAGGGUGGCAACAGCACUGGAAUUGAUCUCCUCCAAGCAGGAUACCAUUAUUGCUCUACUUCAGAGACUUGCUGACAAGCAUUAAGAAAAUGAAAGUUAACUGUUUUUUUUUCUAAUAUUACCUAUUUACCUGAAUAAAAUUUCAACAACUGCAUGUUCUAUCCAAUUGUGAAGUCAUCAUUAAGUCUACAAUGGAUUUGAGAACGUGUUGUCUGUUCAAACUGCGUGAAUUAAUACAGUCUGUAAAAUCUUAUUACAUUUCUUUUAACUUAGUAUGUCAGUAUGCCUUUGCAGAAACUGAAAUUAAGUGAAUGUAAUGUAUUCAUUAGGUAAAAUACUGAUUCUCACUUUUCUGUAUAUAGUUUCAAAUAAAACGUGUUUUUCUUAA